UCCUUCCAAGUCAAGCGCUUAAAAAGUGUCUGAAGACAGAUUGGAACUCCCGAAAAGGCAUCUCCCUAACUCCAGGUCCCGGAUGCUAUCUACUGCGCCCCCUAGCUGCCUAAUAGGAAGAUGAUGACAGUGCUCUCAAAGUAGUACUAAGCGGCAUGAGUUACGGAAGCCCAUAAGGGCGAGGAAGGCCUCAGCCUGAAGGAGGCUACCAGAAGGGGGCGCCCUUGGCUUGGAUGGCGCCCUAAGAAGGCAGCAGAAGCAGCAGCAUGGCGGGGAAACGGCCCGCGGCCAAGGUCACCUACUAUCGGUUGGAGGAAGUGGCGAAACACAACUCGAAAAAGGAUGCUUGGCUGGUGAUCCACGGGCGAGUGUACAAUAUCACCGGCUUCCUGGGAGAGCACCCGGGCGGAGAAAAGGUUCUGAUGGAACAAGUGGGUCGGGACGCGACCCAGGGCUUCGAGGCUGCCGGACACUCGGCGGAUGCGCGGGAGAUGCUGGCGCAGUUCUGCCUUGGGGAAUUGCAGCCGGGUGAGCGCGGGGCCCCGCAGCCCUAGACGGCCACUCCCGCUGCCCCUGGGCUGCCCGUCCUGGGUCCUGAGCCAGCCUCGAAGGAGUCAGCGAGCAAACGCACGCACGAGGGGAAAACGGGCGAGUCGGACUUCCAGCUGCGGGUUCUGUUGGCCUCCUGCGAAGUCUCGAUGGCCCCGCCCACCGCCUGUCUGUGCUAAAUCGCGAUGGCCACGCCCACCGCCCUCUGUGCUAAAUCGCGAUGGCCACGCCCACCGCCCUCUGUGCUAACCGCUAUGGCCACGCCCACCGCCCUCUGUGCUAAAUCGCGAUGGCCACGCCCACCGCCCUCUGUGCUAACCGCUAUGGCCACGCCCACCGCCCAUCUGUGCUAAACGCGAUGGUCACGCCCACCACCCUCUGUGCUAAAUCGCGAUGGCCACGCCCACCGUCCAUCUGUGCUAAAUCGCGAUGGCCACGCCCACCACCCUCUGUGCUAAAUCGCGAUGGCCACGCCCACCGCCCGUCUGUGCUAAAUCGCGAUGGCCACGCCCACCGCCCGGCUGAUGCUGGGAGGGGCAUCUCAUCAUCCUAUUGCGGUGCGCCCUUGGCGGUUACCUUUUCCAGCCAAAUUUUCUUCCUAAUGUUUUUGUAAACAACACUCCAUUCCACAGUUUUUUUGUCAUUCAGUCCAGUGAAGCAGAGAAGAAAUUUGAAGGCGUAUAUUUAGAACAGUUAUGUGCUUUUUCAGGGGGAAAAAAUGCUGUCUGCUUACAGUUUAGUUUUUAAUUAAAAAAAAAAAAGUCUCCUUCUAGUACUUAGAGUAAACAUUUUCAAAAGAAUGGCGGGGGAAAAAAAACUGGUUUUGAGGAUGAGAAUGCUUAUUCUUUUCUCUCUAUAUAUUUAUUACUUUUAAGCGAAUCCCAGUUAAAAAAAUUAAUCCAACAUAAUUCUGUUAAGUUUGAUAUUUAUGAGUUAUUUGUCUUAAGUAGAAAUUUUACCCAAAAUGCAGUUUUCUAAAUUGUCAUCUUUUUCACUUCCCCAGGAAAGUAAAACUUGGCCUCUGUGGGCUCAGUUUCUUCUCUUUCAAAGUGGUAUUUGAAAUAAGAGUCUCUCCAUUGAUGGAUGAAUGGUCAUUUGAACUAAGGGAGUUUAUAGGAGCAGCCUAGUGAGGAGAUAGAAAGGAAUGACAGUUUGAAUAAAAAAGAUUCUGAGUUAUUACUCUGGGACAAUGGUGUGAGGAAAUAGUAACCACUCCUAUAUAGCUCAUUAUUUAUUUAUUUACUUCUGUUCUAUGAGGGGGUGGGGAGUGGGAAACAGCAACAGAUUUCUUCAGGGUAUUUAAUUGAAAUGAAUUUUGGAGAAACGUUGUUUGCUUAAAAAAUGUGAUUCCAAAUAUAUCCAUGACAUUUGGAAUGGGAAAUGAUUGGUAUGGUAAUAUGGAAUAGGGGAAAUAAGAGAAAAUGUUUAAAUUUUUGCUUGUCUUGUGUGUUUGUAACUAUUCCUCUUGGAAUGUACUAGAAUAAAAGAUAUCCGAUGGUU
Molecule: messenger RNA, 2049 nt
Organism: Sarcophilus harrisii (Tasmanian devil)
Lineage: Eukaryota; Metazoa; Chordata; Mammalia; Dasyuromorphia; Dasyuridae
Product: cytochrome b5 type B-like
Exons: 1
Coding region: 267-554 (95 amino acids)
Cellular component (GO): intracellular membrane-bounded organelle; mitochondrial outer membrane
Molecular function (GO): heme binding
Source: RefSeq, a predicted model, not a curated record